Molecule: messenger RNA, 876 nt
Organism: Penicillium vulpinum
Lineage: Eukaryota; Fungi; Ascomycota; Eurotiomycetes; Eurotiales; Aspergillaceae
Product: SGNH/GDSL hydrolase family protein
Exons: 5
Coding region: 1-876 (291 amino acids)
Molecular function (GO): hydrolase activity, acting on ester bonds
Source: RefSeq, a predicted model, not a curated record
AUGAAGUAUCUCAUUAGUAUGAUCGCGGGGGCCGGGCUGGCUGCUGCUGCCCCCUUGCACGCUCGCGCUACAAACACUUAUUUCUUUACAUUUGGCAAUUCUUACACCCAGACCGGUUUCUCUACCACUGGCACGCAGCCCACUGCUGACAACCCAAUGGGGAACCCAACAUUGGGUACCGGAACAACCACUGGUGGCCCCAACUGGGUAGGAUACCUGACUACUGAGUACAAUGCCUCACUAGUCCUCAGCUACAACUUAGCUGUUGGAGGAGCGUCCCUCGACAAUUCCCUCGUCCUAACCGGUACCAAGGAAGAUAUGGUAACGCAAGUCGCCACCUUUGAGACAGCAUAUAGCCAGAAGCCUGCUGUUGCACCAUGGUCUUCGCAUGAUGCAGUCUUUGGAUUUUGGAUUGGAAUUAACGACAUUGGUUGGGCUUACUCGAGCAACAACGCCAGUGUCCUGAUUCCAAAGAUCAUGGCCCAGUAUAAGACCCAGGCCGAAAAGCUCUAUGCAAAUGGGGGACGGAAGUUCCUCUUCCUCAAUGUCCCUCCGACAAGCCGGUCUCCCCAGAUCAACAAUGCGCCCGGCCACGCUGAGUGGCUCGCGGCCUUCAACGCUGCCCUUAAGACAAUGGUUGAUGAAUUCAUCGCAGACAACAGCGGUCUGCAGACUACAACCGUUCUCUACGAUAGCUUCGCUUUCAUGACCAAGGUCCUCGAUGAUCCUACAACAUAUGGAUUCCCCGAUGCUACUUGUGUCAAUUCCAAUGGGGUUUCCUGUGUCUGGUGGAAUUCUUACCACCCAGGUUAUGCCUAUCAGAAGCUGCAGGCAGCGGAUAUGAAGAAGCAUAUACACUCUCUCGGUGCUUGGUAG